Molecule: messenger RNA, 907 nt
Organism: Aspergillus alliaceus
Lineage: Eukaryota; Fungi; Ascomycota; Eurotiomycetes; Eurotiales; Aspergillaceae
Product: DUF1770 domain-containing protein
Exons: 3
Coding region: 146-697 (183 amino acids)
Biological process (GO): mitophagy
Molecular function (GO): mitochondrion autophagosome adaptor activity
Source: RefSeq, a predicted model, not a curated record
GUACGGGUAUUGCAUUUAUCAGGGAGAGGCUGAUUACACUCUGUACACAUACACUCAACUCUCCACACUUCUCUCACUUACACACCAAUUUUUUUUCUUUUUUGUUAAAAAAAAAAGACAAAGUUGCUAGGACCUACCCUCCACAAUGACGGACCCAGCUUUGGGAAUCGCCGAAACCAUUCAAACGGCCUCCAUCAAUCGAGACCCGUCUCCAAGUCACGACAUCAAUCCUACGGCCGUAUCUUCUGAGAAGCAGCCUCUCGCUGAACAUGCGCCUUCCGAGGCUGAUAGUAUUCCCUCGGACAUCGUUAACCCCCAUCGGAUGAUCAGACCCGCUUCACGACGACAUAACCUCCCUCCAAUGCCUGAUUUGCGCUUUGAGCAAAGCUACCUGGCCAGCAUUAGGGGUGCCGAUACUUGGGGUCGAGUUGCGUGGAUCACCAUACGAGAUCAGGUUCUUCUUCCUCUGAUCCAAGGUACCCUCUGGACCCUCGCUCUCUCCGGCUGGCGGUUCUGGAAUCGCAACGCGUCUCUCAGCGGCCAAACACUAGGUAGCAGAAUCCGACGAUGGUGGUACGAGGUAAAUAAUUGGAAACUCCCACCCCUUCCGUCAAUGAAGGACUAUAAACUUGCCGCGCAGGCUGAAGACUUCCUACAGUUCUACAAGACGCAGUUCUCAAAUGCCGGCGCCGACUAAUUGACCUGAAAAAGCACUACUUCUUGUUUUCGUACAUGGUUGCAUAUUGGGAGUUCCGGUUAUGGUGUUAUGAAUAUAAACUACAAUAGUCUUUCUGUACCUCAUGUUUCUCGGAUCCACGAAAAGGCAUAUCACAUUUAUGCAUAGCUGGUUAAUAUUUGGGGGGUGCAAGGGAGAUCUUUCUCUUAGCAUCGAUAUUAUCGUAGAACA